Messenger RNA from Cavia porcellus (domestic guinea pig), 8932 nucleotides. RefSeq names its product fucosyltransferase 10 (gene Pofut3). Gene Ontology annotation, cellular component: Golgi membrane. The record is from RefSeq and is a predicted model, not a curated record. NCBI's taxonomy places the organism in Eukaryota, Metazoa, Chordata, Mammalia, Rodentia, Caviidae. The coding region runs from base 180 to 1640 and encodes 486 amino acids. Gene Ontology annotation, molecular function: alpha-(1->3)-fucosyltransferase activity. The transcript has 4 exons.
GGCCCCCUCGGAGCUUCAGAUCUCAGUCCUUCAUGGAGACCAGGUCCCAGCAGGAAUGGCAGUGCAGGAAAUUGGCACCCAGAUGGCACCUCUGCGUGAAGUCAUCUCGGGCCAUGGGCUGCCACAUGGACACCUGCUAGGGGGGCCAGUCCUCUGUCAGCCACGCGAGGCCAGGCAGCAUGGCACGCAUUCAGAGGAGGAAGCUUUUGGCCUUCUGCCUGUGCGCGACAGCUACUGUCUUUAUGCUCGUCACACUCCAGGUUGUGGUUGAGCUGGGAAAGUUUGAAAGGAAGAAGUUUAAAAAUUUCCAUUUACAAGAUGGACGUACCAAGGUGGAGGAAGAGUCUGACCAUCUUAAUGUGUUUUUUAAGAAACAAACACUGACCUUGAAUAGGAAGCAAAAGUUGGAAGUUGGCGACCACCCCAUCAUGCUCUGGUGGUCCCCUCUGACUGGGGAAACUGGGCGGCUGGGCCAGUGUGGAGCAGACGCUUGUUUCUUCACCAUCAACCGAAGCUACCUACACCAUCCCAUGACCAAAGCACUGCUCUUCUAUGGUACUGACUUUAACAUAGAUAGCUUACCUCUGCCUCGGAAAGCCCAUCAUGACUGGGCCCUUUUCCACGAAGAGUCUCCAAAAAACAAUUAUAAGCUCUUUCAUAAACCAGUCAUCACCUUGUUCAACUACACGGCCACAUUCAGCAGGCAUUCCCACUUGCCCCUGACUACCCAGUACCUGGAGGGUGUAGAUGCCCUCAAGUCACUCCGAUACUUGGUUCCUUUGCAAUCCAAAAACAGCCUAAGGAAAAGACUUGCUCCACUGGUGUAUGUGCAGUCAGACUGUGACCCACCAUCAGAUAGGGACAGCUAUGUUCGUGAGCUAAUGACUUACAUCGAGGUUGAUUCCUAUGGGGAGUGUUUAAGAAACAAAGAUCUCCCUCAGCAGCUGAAAAACCCUACUUCUAUGGAUGCUGACGGCUUUUAUAGGAUCAUUGCCCAGUACAAGUUUAUCCUUGCUUUUGAGAAUGCAGUUUGUGAUGACUACAUCACAGAGAAGUUCUGGAGACCGCUGAAACUGGGGGUAGUCCCUGUGUAUCAUGGGUCCCCCAGCAUCACAGACUGGCUUCCAAGUAACAAAAGUGCCAUUCUUGUAUCAGAAUUCGCUCACCCCAGAGAACUGGCAAGUUUCAUUAGACGACUGGACCAAGAUGACAGAUUGUACGAGGCCUACAUAGAGUGGAAGCUAAAGGGGGAGAUCUCUAACCAGCGACUCCUGACAGCUCUCACGGAACGGAAAUGGGGAGUCCAAGACCUCAGCCAGGACAAUUACAUUGACGCGUUUGAGUGUAUGGUGUGCAGCAAGGUGUGGGAAAACAUCAGGCUGCAGGACAAGGGCUUACCACCCAAGAGAUGGAAGGCAGAAGGGACCCACCUGAGCUGCCCAGAACCCACCCUGUUUGCCUACUCGUCGGCUUCCCAUUGCCCUCAUUGCCUGCCAGCACCUCGUAGGAACUCUCUGCGAGAGAUGUGGAUUCUAAGCUUCCAGCAAUCCAAAAAAGAAGCCCAGGCGCUGAGGUGGCUGGUUGAUAGGAAUCGGAAUUUUUCAACUCAGGAGUUCUGGGCCCUUGUUUUCAAAGACUAAUUUCAAAAUGGAGUCGCGUGUCAUAGACUAGAUAGGGUUUAUUUUCUAGGUUGCCUUAAUAUUUGAAAAUAAUAGCCAUUUUGUUGACUAUACUCAAGGAUGAGAAAUAAUUGCUGCAGUUUUCAUGAUGAGCCUUAUCAAUUAAUAGAUAGGAAUUAUCCUUACAAGUUGCCUCUGUAUUUUUUACACUAAAAAGUAGACAUCUUUUAUGGACAUAAGUCAGGUCCAGUUCCCAUGUAUAGGCUCACAUACCCGCUGCCUCUUGUGUAAGUUCACCUAAUGUACAGUGGCGGUUUCCCUUGCUGCAAUGGAACUAGAAGAUCUAGCUGGGGGUUUUUAGCGCUCAUCUCACUAUCAGCAGUGGUCUGUUUGGCAAGCCCAGAGUCUCAGUGCCGAGCAUUAGAACUUGGCAAUGAGAGAGUCCAUCUGUUUGCUUCCAAGGAUGUCAGUAAGAAAAGCUGCGUCAAGCUUAUCUGCUCUCUACUCUUUAGCAAUAAUAGUAAUAAUACCUGACAAGCCAAAAAAGCAUAGGCACGUCUGCCUUUUCGAUAACUCUGUACCUUUUUUAUAUUCACCUUGCCCGUUAACCUGCUCCUAUUUCUACUCCAAAUUGGGAGGUGUGUAGAGAGGUAGCUCCUCUGUGUGUUGUGUUGUGCUGUUUUGUGUUUGGAGACAGAGUCUCACCGGAUAGCCUAAGCUGGCCUUGAACUUGCAGUCCCCCUGCCUCCGCCUCCUGAGUGCUGGAUCUGCAGGCAGGUAUUAUCAUCCCUGGCCUCCUUGUGUGUUUUGAUCAGUGAAAUGUGAAAUAUUGUAGAUUGUUCCUUAUGUUGAUGAAUAAUAGUGAUAGUCAGUUUAUAGAUUUUAAUCAGUGUAAGAGGGCAAAUGAAUAUCUCCAGGCCGUUUUGUUACAUUAAUUUGUCUGUAGGAUGAUAUGCAGCCCAUCAUGAUGGGCUGCCCAAAGAUUUCACUUUGUGAGCAGUUCUUCUUUCUGAUCCUGUCAUAGAGAAGGUUCAGCUGUCUUGUUUGGGGCAUCUACUGGAGGUCCACACAAGACAAGAACAAACAAUGCUGGCUCAUAUUUUCCUUUCAUGACUUCUCUGUGACACUACAACCUGUUGCUACCUAAUGAGUCACAACUGUAUUCUGUACUGUGGAGAGGCACAGGCCAUAGAGGGCACCAGGGGACAUGGCAUAAGGGGAAAUUGCAGGAUGCGCUCUGGAUUCCAGCUACCCUUAAUUGCCAGUCAGUGCUUCUGUCAUACGUGCCAGGAGCAGUGUCUUCACUGUGUGACCUUCACUCUGGCCGUGGCAGCCAAGUGUGAGAAAUGAGAGCCAAUCCUGCCUAUCCCUUGGGAGCAAGAAGGGCCAUGUUGCUGGUAUCUGUGAUUCGGUUCCUCCUAAUCCCAGAUUUAAUUAAAUGUGGUCUUGGACAAAUGUUUUUACCACUCUGGGCCUUGGUUUUUUGCAUCUAAAACAAAAUGAUAGGGCUGGAUUUUUAUAUUGUUUCUUGUGUAAUGUUCUUCAAUUUUUUAUCAAAAUUUAAGAUGUUUAAUAUAGGUUGUUAAAGACUAUAACAGACUAUUUCAGAGCAACUAUAUCAAGGGAAGUGUGCUCUUCCUUGGAGGAAGGGGUGUACCUACUGGGUAGUAUUGGAGAUGGAGGGGCUUAUUUCUCUGCCACUUAACCUGAUGUAAUAAAAGUGGAAAAGCUUAGAAAGGGAGAUUAUUUGUUAAAGACCAAGUUUUAAAUUGUAUUCUAAAUGAAGUGGACCACUUUCUGCACAUGAAAAGAGAGCCCAUGAGAUGAUUUUGGCCUAUGACAAGAUCAAACAGUAGCUUCAAUGCUUUUGUGUAAACGUCUUAAAAAGAAGCCAUGGUGUAUAUACAACACAUAUGUCUUAUAUCUCCAUCUUUCAUGCAUCUUGUUUCAUCCUGGCUCCUUAUCAAGAGGUCAUAGGUAAAAAUUUCCCCAAACUUUUUGAAGCAUAAACCCAUAAACAAAUUUAGUGAAACAUAAUUGUCGAUUGUUUAAUAGAGAUAAAAACUUUGUAGGGAAAGAGAAUGAAAAAGAAGGUGUUCGGCGGACUUUAAAGUAGUUGUAUGUUAAAGAAAGGAAAUUAAAGGUUCUUUGGGAUUCUGAGUACCCAGGGCUUUCAUUGGUGAGAUGAUGCCUUCUUGUCUCUGAUGACUGCUGUUAGAAGUGUGUCCUCCUGUUGGCAGGAUUCUUAUUGGCAACUAAGCUGUGCUUUUUGAAUGCUUUAGUAUGUUUUGUGUGGUCUGUUGGCCCCAUCAUAGUAUGUCUUUUUCUUUGCCUUUCUGUCUCUAUUUGUGAAAUAUGAUUAAGACAGUGACCUGCCUCACAGGGCUCUCGUGAAGAAUGACCAGAGUAUGAACACCUCUGUAUAGUGUGCCAUUUUGUUUGGUGUUACAUUCACUUGAAUUGUUCUCAAGGAUAAAUUUUCUUUUUUUUGGGGGGGGGUCUUUUUCCUUUUUUAUCGGUACCGGGGAUCGAACUCAUGACUGCCUGCUUGCAAGGCAGGCGUUUAUGCCGCUGAGUUAAAUCCCCAGCCCUAAGGAUAAAUUUUCAAAGCAAUGUGACAGGGUAGACAGAAAUGGUUACAAAUUUAUUGGAGAAAAUGAUUAUUAAUGCUAAUCAAUAGUCUCUAUUUCAACUGAAAAUGGAGGUAACUUUGACUUUUGACUAUGUAACAAAUCUAAUUAUUUCAGAACCUCAAUACUGUCAUAUUUUUUACUAUUAAGGGCUAAUUUCUAGUAAGUAGAACAUCAGAUGGGGCAUUCUCAUUAGAAAUGAAUUGGAUGCAAAUCAUAUACUGUGUGCUAUUCAGAAAAAAAGCCACGAACAAAAAUGAGCAUCAUCCUCUCAGUCUACCUUGCAUGUUACACAUAAGAGAACCAGAUCAAUAUUUGUAGAUCAUUUUAUGAAACCAAACAAGUACAGACCUGAGCUUGAAAUGCUUAGUGUAAUAUGCAUUUAAAAAAUCGUUAGCAAAGCAUAAGUCCUGCAAAGGAUGACAAUUCAUGGGAAAAAUCCCAUUGUCUUAUUCUGUGUAGGCGGUGGUAACAGAAUACCAUGAAUCAAGCUACUUACAAAGUGCAGAAACUUGUUUCUCGCAGUUCAGGGAUCUGGCAAGUCCAGGACAGAGGUGUCUUCAGAUUUGGUGUCUGAUGAAGACCUGCUCUCUGCUUCAUAUAUGAAUAUCUUCAUGCUGUGUCAUCACUUAGUGGAAGGAUGGGAGCUUUCUGGGGUCUCUUCUAAGGGCCCUAAUCCUAUUCACAAGGACUCUACUUUCAUGACCCACUUACUCUUGAAAGAUUUCACCUCCUAAUCCCAUUAGGAUUUUAACGUUAAUUUGAGGAUCAAAAGAAUUACAUUCUGCCCUUCAGUCUUCCAAAGUCGUUUUCCUUCUCACAUGCAAAAUAUAUUUAUACAUCCAGACAGCCUCAAACAUGUUAAAUAGUUCCAGCAUCAACUGAAAAGUCUGAGAUCCAAAGUCUCAUGUAAAUACCAUCUAAAUCAGAUAGGAGUGAGUUCAAGAUGUGUUUUAUCUGGAGAUAGGCUAUGAAGCCAAGUAUGUUCUAUAUAUCCUAAAUAUUAUGGUGGGAUAGGCAUAAGAUUGAUAUAUCCAUUCUAGAAGGGAGAUAUGGGAAAGAAGAAAAUGUCCUGGUAAGUCCACAUCAUCAUCUUUCUUGGCUUUCAGCAUUCUCCCUUUCAGGAGCAAUAGAAUGGAAGCAUCAGAUCCAGGCUUGGUGAGACAGUUCCAUGGUAGCUCUGCAUGGAUAUCCCUUCCCUGUGCUGUAGUUCUCCCUGAUUGGGACUGUUCACCCUUGGCUGCAGUCCUUUGAAGCCUAGGAGGAGGUAGAUGUGUUCUCCAGUCCUGCGUUGUCUGUGUACUGGUGGACACUGCAGGAACCUCGAGGAAGAUUCCUUCCUGCUCCCUCUGGAGUGGCCUAUACUGCUCCAGGGUGACUGGUGCUGCACUGGAGCGGCUGAGGAUCAUGGGGCACAGUAGGUGGAGUGAAGCCUUUGAUGCGAGGUGGUACCAGGUAGCAUGGGGCCACAUCCAGCAGAUGCCAGUGGUUCACUUCUUUGAAACUGUUCAACUCCCUUCUCCUUUUUGUGCUCUAGAUGCGUGAUGGGUGUAGCAGUUAUGAUAUUCUCUUAGUCACUUUCAGAGUCAUUCUUUCCUUGUUUUGGAGAAUAGCUCCUGGCUUCCUUUGAGAUGGAUGGUCCAUACUAGCCUCCAUUAUCAAAAGCUGGGCACACCCUUAGUGUUCUCAUUUUUUUUCACUAUGCAGUAGGCAGAGAACUUUCUAAAUGUUUUGUACUUAAGAAUUCUGUCUUUAAGUUACUUCUGUCUUUUUGAGUUAUCAGUAGUCAAGAGAAACCAAAACCUUUUUGAAUAAGCAAUACCUUGCUUAGAAAUAGCUUCAGCUAAAUAUUCAGUUUCAUUACUUACAAUUUCUACCUCCCAUAAAACCAUAGCACACAAACAUGAUUCAACCAAGUUCUUUGUCACUUUAUAAUAGAACCAGUUUCCAAUAACAUAUUCUGCAUUGUUACAUGACAGUUCAUCAGAGGGGCUUAAUGUUCCUAGAAAUCUUCUAUUUAGGAUUACUGCAGUGUUAUGGUUUAGAUCUAAAAUGUCCCCCAAAGUCUGAUGUGUUCAGAGAUGGGACUUUUGAAAGAUAGUUGGAUCAUGGGAGUGAUAUACUGACCAGUUAAUUCACUGAUGAGUUCAUAACUUAUGUGCUGGGAGGUGGAGUCUGGUUGGAGAGGUGGUUACUGGAGGUGUGACCUGGAAGGGCAUAUUCUUGCCCCAGGCCUUCCCUCCUUUCUGUUCCUGGCUUAUUUUUUCUGCCAUGCUUUUUCCACCAUGCCAUUCUGCCUUGCAGUCAGCCAGCCUGAAUUCCUCCCAAACUGUGAGCUAAAGUAAAUCUCUUCUCCUUUAGUUUGCCGAUAUCAGGUGUUUUGUACCAGCAGUGGGGAAGUAUCUAAUAUUGAGGUGUUCUCUAAGAAAAUUGAAGCUUUCUCUAUGGCUCUCAUGUUUUCUUUCUGAGUCCUCAUCAGAAUUACCCUUAACUACUUGUUAUGUUUGUGUCUAGAUGUCCCCCGCAAAGCCUCGUGUGUUAAUAGGUAGACUUUUUCAGAGAUGGCUAGAUCUAGAGUAUGUGAUACUAGGAUUGAGUCAUGGUGCAAAGCUAGGAUCAAGGACAUUAGGGUUAAGGCUAUGAGUUCUAUCCUCCCUUAAGUAGUCUAGAAAAGAUAUUGUCCCCCUUGCUUGCUUUGCUGCCUUCUGCCCACCAUGAACUGUUUUUCCUCUGCGAUGCUUGUCCCCAUUGCUAUCCUUUCUUGGAGCCAGCCAGUUGGACUGAUACCUCUAUAAACUAGAGCUAAAUAAAUUUUUUCUCCUUUAACUUUGGGUAUCAGGUAUUUUUUGUCAGCAAUGAGAAAAGUAAUUAAGAUAGAGAAGUGGGGCUGUUGCUGUGACUGUACUUGAUCAUGUGCUUCCGGAACUUUUGGAACUGACUUGUGCAAAGGGUUUGGAAAGGUUCAGAGAUGUCCACUGGAAAAGGUAACACUGCAGUGCGUUAGGCUGUACUUGAUGGAAGAUUCUUGUCAGAGCUCAGAAGACCAGAAUGCUGAUAGAAAUCCUGCUGGUAAAGACCAAGCUCUGGAGGUUUCUGCUGGGGAGAAGGACUGCAUUGGCUGGUAGACUCCAGACAAUUUGUGUGUGAUGUGGCAGAAGUUUUCAUUUUGCUCAUGUACAGAGACUGCCUGAGACUAACGGUGGCAGUCUAAUUAAUCUGGUAGAAGAAAUCUCAAAGCAGUCUAAUGUUGAGGCAAUAGCAUAGUUACUGUUGGGAACAUUUUAGUCAGACUUAGGUUGAGAAUUAAAAGCAAAAAAAUAGCAGAAUGAUUAAAAAUGUAAGUUUGGCCAGAAAGGAAGCUCCAGCAAAAUUGUGGUGUGCAAAAAAUGAAACAGAAGAAAUUGGUCACUAAAAAGACUAGCAAGAAAAACCAGAAGAAGAAGUCGUCCAGAAGAAGACAACAGAAAAGAUGAGCAAGGACACUGAAGAACCAAUAGGACUCCAACCUUUGCAGCCUCAGAGUUGCAAAGAUGGAAGACUUUGCUUUGAGAAGAGACCCCAGAGCACCAUGUUCCAUAAUAACAGCAGCCUAAGAAAAUUGUUCCUUGGGAUUGGGUUUAUAGGCAUGCAACUUCUCCAGCCAAAGGGAAGGAAGCCUGGUUAUUGCUCCAGCUGGCAGCAGAUUUUGGCACCACCCACAUAGUGCUGGCUUCAGGCACAUGCAGAAUGCAAGAGUUUUGGGGUCAUGCAGGCUUCCACCCAGAUUUCAAAAGAAGGUCUGGGAAAAUAGCCAGUGUGCUCCUGAGAGCAUAGUAUAUGAAGCUGUGAGUGUGAACCUGAAGGUGUUGUGGAAAUCCCAAAAGUUUGGAGAAACCAGGAAUGUGGAUCAUCUGAGGAAAACUGCAAGGAGAGAGCAGAGCAUGCCCUAGAGAGAAAUGAUAGGAGCUAAAAUCACCAGCAGCACUGUAGGGAAGAGCCACCCAAGCCCUUUGGAGUUCAUAUCUUGCCAAAGAUUGUUGGAGAUACUGGAUAUGGAACUACAAGAUUUAAUGUUUGUCAUGUUGGGUUUUGAACUUACUUUGGUCCCAAUCCCAUUUGUAUCCCUUAUUUGUACCUUUUGGAAUGCAAAUGUCUAUCUUGUGCCAUAGAAUGUUGGAAGUAUUUAAUUUUCUCUUCAUUUGUACAGAGAUUCACAGCUAGGAGUGCCUUAAAUCUAUGAUGAGACUUUUGAAGUUGGACUUUGCAGGAAUUCUGAAACUAUUAGGACUUUGGCAAUUCUUGCAAUUGGACUAAAUGCCUUCUGCGUAAAGGAAUAUGCAUGAGUCUUUGGGGAACCAGAAGCUGAAUGUUAUGAUUUGUGUCUAGAUAUCCCCCCUCCAAAGCCUCACGUUUUGGUAAGUGGGGCUUUAUCAGAGGUGGCUGGAUCUACAAUGUAAGAUGCUAGGAUGGAUUCAUGGUGCAUUGCUAGGAUCAAGGGCACUAGGAUUAAGAGUAUGAAUGUUACGUGCUCUAGGUAGUCUGGAUAAGAUAAAAAUAUAGAAAGAGCUAUACUUGUCCCCCCUGGCUUGCUUUGUUACCUUCUGCCCACCAUGAACUCUUUCUAUGAUACCUUGCCUUGGAGCUAACCAAUUAGGGACUGAAACUUGUAUAAACUGUGAGUCAAAUAAACCUUUCCUUCCUUAA